AUGCAGAAGGCCAUGGAGAAGUCCCAAAACUUCCGGAUCGAGGCCCUCCUGGCCGAGGAGCCUCCCCGGCCUACGCCCUCGCCGUGCGCACCCUCCAACUUGGCCCCUUUGCCUCCCGCCGCCUUCAUCCCCAAGCCCGGCUUAUUAAACUUGCCUCCUCCGGGACUGGGCAACCUGCCGGCCAUUUACCCGCCCCCUCUCUACCCCAUCCCGGCUCUGGCCGGCCAACACCCCGCUUUCUCUUACGCCGCCGCCUUCCCCCACCUGCCUCAGCCGGGCGCUGAGCACCUGAAGGCAUCCGCCGUCGCCGGGUCCCUGCCGCUGGAGCACUGGAUUCGAGCUGGGAUCAUGGCCCCCCGCUUCCCCGACUUCCAUGUUGCACCACAGUCUGGCCUGAUGGGUAAAUGCCGUCGACCCCGGACAGCUUUUACCAGCCAACAACUCCUUGAACUGGAAAACCAGUUCAAGAUCAACAAAUACUUAUCGAGGCCCAAGCGCUUUGAGGUGGCCACAUCGCUGAUGCUAACUGAGACACAGGUGAAAAUCUGGUUUCAGAACCGCAGGAUGAAGUGGAAGCGCAGCCGGAAGGCCAAGGAGCAAGUGUCUCAAACUGAGGCUGAAAAACAGAGGGGGGUGAGCAAAGCCUCAGAGAAAUUGCUGUCUGGAGAACUGCAGGGGCAGGAGGAGGAAGAGGAGAGUGGUGGUGAUGAAUGCAGCAGCCACAGUGCUGGUACACAAUUCCUGCACCACAACGCUGACGCCUUCAGCUACAGUCCAGAUUCCUCAUGCUCAGAGGAUGGAGAGGAAGUUCAGAGCCCUACUCAUAGGGAGAUGAGCUUGCUGUUAUGAGUGGACCAUCAGCCCAAAAGGCAGGGCAGUGGGGCCAUCCAGAAGCAGCUCUAGGGGUUUGUGUCCUCCUUCUGCUUACAGACUAGAAAGACUGUGCCUGGGCUGGUGCCCUGGUGGAACUGUGCCACUUAAUUUAUGUGUGUGUUAAAUAUAUUUAUCGUAAUGGUUCUAUUAGUGUAUUUUGGAUGUGGGAAGCACAUGCCUUGGUAUUUCCCUCACUAUGGUAUAAAGGUAUCUACUUCAGCAUACUAGCAGGCUGUGAUUUGGUUUGCUGACAGUAGUUUCAAGGCAUUUCACCUAUCAAAAUAAUUAUAUGGGAGUCUUUAAGUGAGAACCUUUCCACCCUGCCAUUUAAUUCCUGCAGCCCUUGCUGGUAAGGAACAGACUGGAGGCUCUAGAUACUGUCUUCACAAUGCUGGGUGGUGAGGAUAAGAGGGAGCCCCAUUUUUCUGGGGAGAAUCUCUCUCACUGGAGAAAUAAGUAAAGAGAACAUGGUAGUCAGCUUAAUGGAAUGCUCAUCCAGAACCAGACACAUUUACAUAUUGGUUAAAGCAUGGCUGUGGGUGAAUAUUUAGGAGCUAUCUACAACAUGAUGAGGUUAGAAAUAUGGUAUGCAUAGAGGAUGGCUAGCAAUAGCAAUCCAGGCAAUAGAAAUUCUCAGCCCAUUACUGUAUUAUGGUCAUUACUGGGUUACACACUGUCCAUUCAGCUGCCCAAAAGAUGCUGCCAGGAUGAUGAUAAGCAUCUGGAAGGGAGCACUGCAAUUCUAUGCACAAAUACUUGAGAGUGAACAUUGAAAUAAGUUGGAAUUACUUCCAAGUAAAUAUGCAUAAGAUCAGGCUGCAAGUAGGAAGCAUACUAGAUUACUUAAUACACUGAUUCUCUUUCAUCUGUGUGGUCUUCCAGGGAAUAAGUUAUCUAUAUCAACUCUACAGGUAAGGCAGUGGUUUCACUCAGAUAUUGUAUUGUCUAUGUCAGGAGUAACCAAUGUGUUGUUCUCCAGAUGUUGUUAGACUACAACUCCCAUCAGCCCCAACCAGCAUGGCCAACUGUAGUCCAACAACAUCUGAAGGGCAGAACAUUGGCCCCUCCAGCUCUAUUCAGUAAGAGAAUACCUGCAAUAUUGUAUGGACAGGCACAGGGCAAAGUGUGUGUGCACUCAAAGGUUCUCUACUUAUUUGAUAUUAGCCAUGCAUCAGAUUGCAUUUUUUAUUAUUUAU
Rhineura floridana is the source of this 2069-nucleotide messenger RNA. RefSeq names its product motor neuron and pancreas homeobox 1-like. Bases 1 to 849 code for a protein of 282 amino acids. Gene Ontology annotation, cellular component: nucleus. Gene Ontology annotation, biological process: endocrine pancreas development; regulation of DNA-templated transcription; central nervous system development. Gene Ontology annotation, molecular function: DNA-binding transcription factor activity, RNA polymerase II-specific; sequence-specific double-stranded DNA binding. The transcript has 4 exons. Lineage: Eukaryota; Metazoa; Chordata; Lepidosauria; Squamata; Rhineuridae. The record is from RefSeq and is a predicted model, not a curated record.